Messenger RNA from Oncorhynchus nerka (sockeye salmon), 940 nucleotides. RefSeq names its product DNA-binding protein SATB2-like. The annotation marks the transcript as partial. Gene Ontology annotation, molecular function: RNA polymerase II cis-regulatory region sequence-specific DNA binding; DNA-binding transcription factor activity, RNA polymerase II-specific. Lineage: Eukaryota; Metazoa; Chordata; Actinopteri; Salmoniformes; Salmonidae. The record is from RefSeq and is a predicted model, not a curated record. The transcript is spliced from 2 exons. Gene Ontology annotation, biological process: chromatin remodeling; regulation of transcription by RNA polymerase II.
ACAGCCCAUAGUAUUAGUUCUGUUCUGUUCUGCUCUGCGGCCCCAAAAGACAAACACACUGCAGCCCUCCAGAUGUUGUAAAACGGGGAAUGGGACGUUCCCAUUGGAUUAGCGUAGUCACCUCAGAAUCUGAUUGGAGGAUCUACUUGUCAGUCUCAGGACCUUCUGUUGAUGUCAAUUGCAUGGCUGGAUGGAUGGAUAAAUACAUGGAUAAAAUGUAGUUGAAUGCUGUGUAACCUACCUACUGUGCUGUACUGUAUACGUGUAUUGUUAACCAGUCUGAUAUAUAGCAUGUGACUUCACUACAGGUGAAUACCUGGAGAAGAUGUGGUCAGGACGGGAUAAACCUGAUAUUAAAGUGGAGAGGGACAGCAUGUCAGACGUAUGUGGCCUGGGACAGCGCCCCCCCUCUCACCUGACCCCACCAACCCAGCUUGGAGGCUUACCCCUCAAGGUUGGACUAGGGGACCCCCAAACCCCCAGCCAGCAACAGGCCCUCCCCCACCUGUCUCAGCAGCACUCACCUCAUGCCCAGCACCAUCACAGCCCACCGCCCAGAGGCCAGGCGCCCCCUCCCGGUCCUCCGGCCUCCCUCCAACCCUUACUGGGCCCGGGCGGUCUCCUCUCCCCUCAGCUCAGCCCUCAGAUGGUCAGGCAACAACUGGCCAUGGCCCACCUCAUCAACCAGCAGCUAGCUGUUAGCCGCCUGCUAGCCCACCAGCACGGUCCGCAGGCCCUCCACCAGCAGCAGCACCAACAGUUCCUCAACCACCCACCCAUCCCACGCUCCUGCAAAGCCCCAGGAGGCCUCACCGAUCCUGGGAUGAAUCCGUCGGCCGUGGAGGUCUGUCCGGACAUCUACCAUCAGGUCAGAGAGGAGCUGAAGAGGGCCAGCGUCUCUCAGGCUGUGUUCGCCAGGGUGGCCUUCAACCGCACACAG